AUGAUCGUCGGCUCGUCACUACGACCGGUUCGUUCCGAUACAACAACGCAACGUCGCACUAUAUCCACUGUGAAUGAGGUGAUUCUCAACCUCCUCCGGCUGGGUACCCAGCGCGCGCCUUCACCAUCUUCGGGCGAGAACAAUGGUUUCGAUAUGGUCGAAUGGAGAGAAAGUCGCAACAUUCUGGAAUGUUCGUCUUUAGCUGAAAAUCAGAUCAGUCUUAACAACGAUGGCGAACAAUCUGCUACAAACCAACUAACGACCAUCGUUCGUCUUCAACGUGGACCGUGCGCACGUGCGUGGAUUGGAUUUUGUGAUGGAUCAGCUUCUCACGGCAAGGAUGGAUCCGUACGCAAUUUUUUCCUGGUACUGCUUCCAUAUGUACGUUUAGAGUUGCUGCUUCUCAUUAUUAAUAUUCUCAUUCGUGCUCGUGCCGGCAAAUCGUGCGCAUCGCAUCGCGUUGAAGGUCAGGAUUAG
Messenger RNA from Necator americanus (New World hookworm), 477 nucleotides. RefSeq lists its product as uncharacterized. The coding region runs from base 1 to 477 and encodes 158 amino acids. The transcript has 4 exons. The record is from RefSeq and is a predicted model, not a curated record. NCBI's taxonomy places the organism in Eukaryota, Metazoa, Nematoda, Chromadorea, Rhabditida, Ancylostomatidae.